UAAUAACUUCAAACUGGUCCACUGCAUUCCAGCGAUGUUUUGCUUCAGAAUGUACCUGACCGCUCCAGAGUUGAAAUGGGAAAUUUAGUUGAAGAACACCUUUGCCGGUUGAUGCGCGCUCUUCAGAGUACUUGGAACACGUGGAGUUAUGGACUAAGAAGUGUUGGUGUGUUGUGCUAGUGGUUCCAGUUUUUCCGCAAUUUCCACUUGGCCCAUAAAGGAUUUACACACAAUUCGGCGGAUUAACCAGUUCCUCCAUUGGUUUAUUUAACUACAUGGUGAGAGAUCACCCCUCUGAAGAGAUGAGUGGGUCAUGCGUGCCGGCCUGUGCACGGUGAGCGCACCCCUAGUCGCGUGCAGCCCAGCAGCAGCGCUACCCCCCUCGGCCAGGUUCCUGGCACUCCAUCUGCUGCACCAGCAGACUCUUUACUUCAUCGUCCAAGCCAAAUCCAGGGUCAGAGAGCUCUAUCAGCAGACAUGUCUCCACUUCGCCCAACAGGGCAUGCUGGAUACGGACCUGUACGGACUUGCACUGAUUUGCGAUGGAGAAUACCUCUUUGCGGAACCAGAUAGCAAGCUAUCCAAGUACGCCCCGAAGAGUUGGAGAUCCUCCCACAGCCAUGGUCUGGACGCUAAUGGUCGACCAGCCCUUGCCUUCUAUUUCCGGGUGCAGUUCUACGUGGACAGUCCUCUUCUCCUCCGAGAUGACAUCACUCGCCACCACUACUACCUGCAGCUGCGGCUCAACGCUGCCUCUGGGGCCGCAGGGGACAAGGCCAACCAACUGGCGGGAUUGGCCCUACAAGCGGACUUCGGGGACUACCACGAGUCCCUCUGCUUCAGACCGGAGGACUAUCUACCGCCGAAUAUGCGAGGCCCAGCUGCCCUUCGCGCCAUCGAGACUACUCACCGCAGCCACAGUGGUCUUUCGAAGGCGGAAGCCAGAACCAAAUUUAUAGCAGAGGCAUGCCAACUGAUGGAACCAGUGAACGCACACGUCUUUAGAUUGAAAGCUUCCAAAGUCGAGUCCGCUCCAGGUUCCAUCCUGUUAGCUGUAUGUGCCCGUGGUCUUCGAGUCUGCCCUGACAACAACCCCCCAUCCAUUUUCCUCUGGAGCUCCAUCGGGAAACUCAGCUUCGAAAGGAAGAAAUUCGAGAUAAGGACGGGCCACGAGAAGCUCACUCUGUACACCAGCAGCGACGAGAAAAGUAGACUCUUAUUGGCUCUAUGCAAAGCCACCCACCAAUUCAGCAUGGCUGUCGCGCCAAGGCUAAACGAGGCCAAGAAAGAGGAAGAAGAAAGACAGAGAUGGGUGGGCAAUCAGAGGAUAUCCGUCAUAUCAUCUACCUCCUCCAACACGACAUCUGGAAUUGUCAGUGACAGGGUUCAUUCCGAAGAUGAACUGGAGAUAAUGAUAACUAGUCCUCCUGCUCAAUCGAUGGAAAGUUUGGCUCUAGCACACCUGCUGGACAGUGCGCCUGCUAGUAGCCGUACUUCUGCAGCUUCGGCAACGGCAGCCUUCGCGUCUCUCGCUUUGAAAGAAGAAGAAGAGGACGAUAUGUCUAAGCCGCCAAGGUCGGAGAGUUCGACCAAGACGACAAGCGGAAAGUGUCCAGGAUCGCAAUGUAGCUCGUCCUGCAGCACUGUUGUUGUCACGCCGAAGCAAACAAAAUCCAAGAUUGGACGGAGGUUAUCGACGAGUAGCAGUCUCGAGCUCGGAUAUUCCCACACGGCCCAAAACUCCGUCUUGAGCGACGCCACUUGCAUAGAGUUGGACACCCGCGAAGUGGUCUACACCUCUGGGCCGGCUCCUAGCAGCCACACCAGCGGGGUCUACACCCUGAGUUCCAGCGAACAAUACAGCACCCAAGGAGAUCAAAUAGACGGCCUGUUCAGGGAUAGGUCGAAUUCCAACGUGAGCAAUUCGGGUUCAUUCCACGGCGACGGCAGCGACCCCACGGACAAGCAACAGUCGUUGCUGUCAGCUGAGGAACUGUCGGAUCUUAUUGUCGGGAAGGGGAAAUAUCCCAGUUGUAAGAACGUGAGCAACACCUUGGAUUCAGACUCGGACUACGUCACGUUACCAUCUAAUUACAAGUCGUACCUGCCCGUGCCUCCUGUGAGAAUCGACAGUGUGGAGUCUAGAUUCAGACCACCUCCUCCACCUUAUCCAGCACAGUUGAACAAACUGCCUAAGGAAAACGCUUCGUUAGAUUUCAACGAUACCAGUUGCCGGUUGGAUUUGAGCCUUAGACACCCACCUCCUUACCCUGACAAUCCGAUACCUGUUCCACCACCUGUUUAUCCUUCCUCCAGCGAGGCGAACGCUAGGUUGAUAACGACGAGAUCUCCAAGCAUCUUAACGGCGCAAACCAGCGCUGUCAGCUCUAACGCAGCUCCCAGCUAUUCACAACCGAGUGCUUUGGUGCCUCCAAUACCUCCUAAAGUACCUAGGUCCACGUCCCAAAUCAACGCUAUAAUUUCUCCGAACAACUAUUUGGAUGUCGCGGCUAGUAAAGCUAAUGUCUUGGUUCCUUGUACUUUUCUUCCGCCUCCACCGCCUGCUCCAAGACAUCCACCGCCUCCACCACCUUCGGCAGUGGCCACAGUUUAUACCAGCCAGCUUUCUAGGUCGCAAAUCGAACAGUACCAACAACAGAUGUACAGCGAUGUUGAUUUCGUGGUGUUUCCACUGAAAGAACCUGCCAUCAGUAAGCAGGAGUAUCUAGAGGCUAAGCAAGGAUCUAUAUUGGCAGCUUUGGCUCAGAACCAACCAGUAUUCUAUAGGAGUACCCCGUACUUAUGCACGUAUUCAUCGAGUCAGAAUUUAUCCGAUUCCUACGUUCAACUGCCAGUGUAUGGCGCACCAAGCAUAUCGUCUACUGGGAGCUUAGAACCACCCCCACCACCUCUGCCUCCGAAUAGACCCAGUAGAUUCAUGAGGACUCAAUCGGACGACAACAUCUUGAACUCUUUGGACAACCAACCGCCAAAGUUUCGAAGGCUGCCUCCCCCACCACCUCCAGCGCCUGAUAAGAGGGAAGGGAGAAUGGAGUUGAACGUUAGCAAGAUUAGCAGUAGUGAAAGAAAAUGUGAAGUGCCGUUAACAGUUGCUACGGAUAAACCGACCGCUUUGGAUAUUCGUACUCUGAGAGAGAAGAGCAAGAAAAUGGACUUGCCGUUGAUUUCGGCCUUGUGCAAUGAUAGGUCACUGAUAAAACAGACUAAAGCAUUUGUUAUGCCUAAACACCCGGGUGACUCAGUACCGCGACAGUCUUUUAGCUGCAGCACUACCCGUCAAAAGUACCCUGUAUCAGGAUUAAGUAGUUCGAAAAUAAACAAGACAACUAGGAAAACACCUAUGGUGAGCCAUAGGCAUCCGGGAGACAAGCUGCCAGAGAUCCCAAGGGCUACUCCGAACAAUUACGUAUUAACAGAUCCAAGAGCCAAGCAUAAGACUAUGCAAUCCCAUUCUUGACGAUCUUCUCCUCCAACCAGAAGAAGAUGGUCCGGAAUAUCAACUCAACUCAUUGUCAAUACUCAGGGUGCCAUCAUUGCAGUAUAUAUAUUUUUAAUGAUAAUUCAAGUCAUGUACGUUUGGCAUUCUGGUAAAACUAUGACGUUUAUCUUGUUGCUGAUUUACUGGAAUGCCAACAAUUCGAAGCCAUUCCUGCGUGUAUAUAAAAGUUAUUUUUUCUACCACUACAACUAGUUUUUCACAAUAUGAAAAUUAUGAAGAUUAAAUAAAUACACUUGCUCAACUUACAUUAGACUUUAACUGAUUAUAUAUUGCAUUAUAUUGUUUUAAUUUUUUAUUUAUUUUUGCAUCGAAAUUGUUCAUGCUUCAUUCAAGUGUAUGGUGCUGCCAUCAUUUUUAUUAAGAGCAAUAAAUACUUGAUUACUCA
Messenger RNA from Coccinella septempunctata (seven-spotted ladybird), 3905 nucleotides. RefSeq names its product protein expanded (gene ex). The coding region runs from base 314 to 3478 and encodes 1054 amino acids. The transcript has 4 exons. Lineage: Eukaryota; Metazoa; Arthropoda; Insecta; Coleoptera; Coccinellidae. The record is from RefSeq and is a predicted model, not a curated record. Gene Ontology annotation, biological process: positive regulation of hippo signaling. Gene Ontology annotation, cellular component: cytoplasmic side of apical plasma membrane; cytoskeleton.